This is a messenger RNA of Sesamum indicum (sesame), 1751 nucleotides long. It is a transcript of the gene MKK2, whose product is annotated as MAP kinase kinase 2. Gene Ontology annotation, molecular function: MAP kinase kinase activity; ATP binding. The record is from RefSeq and is a predicted model, not a curated record. Gene Ontology annotation, biological process: MAPK cascade; protein phosphorylation. NCBI's taxonomy places the organism in Eukaryota, Viridiplantae, Streptophyta, Magnoliopsida, Lamiales, Pedaliaceae.
CAGUUGAGAUGUAGAUGAGACGCAGUUAUAUAUAUAUAUACACACACACUCCCACUAUAUAUGUAUAUAUAUAUAUACAUAAAAAUGAAGUGUGGGUAGAUUGGUAUUUACCUAACCUGAAUCUUUCUGGGCUGUAUUUGUAGACCUUUUGCAUCGAACAAGAAGACAGUUUCUUUCAUCGUACCCAGAGCCCAGAAUAUAUAUGUAUAGCAGACGAAGAGGGAAGGAUUUUGAUAAAGAAGCCGAAACAGGAAAGACAGAAUCAAGAUUAUAAGUUAAUCGAGAAGAAGAAGGAAAAAAGAUAUGAAAAAAGGGGCUUUAGCACCUAACUUGAAGCUCUCUCUUCCUCCUCCUGAUGAAGUUUCUCUCUCCAAAUUCCUGACUGAUUCAGGGACUUUUAAGGAUGGUGAUUUGUUGGUUAACAGGGACGGUGUUCGGAUUGUCUCUCAUAGUGAAGUUGAAGCUCCAGCUUUAAUACAGCCAUCCGAUAACCAGUUGAGCUUAGCUGACUUUGAUGCAGUUCAAGUCAUUGGUAAGGGAAAUGGUGGUAUUGUGCGGUUGGUGCAGCAUAAAUGGACUGGGCAAUUCUUUGCUCUUAAGGUUAUUCAAAUGAAUAUCGAAGAGUCUGCUCGCAAGAAUAUUGCACAAGAAUUGAAAAUCAAUCAAUCAUCUCAAUGUCCCUAUGUUGUAGUUUGCUAUCAGUCUUUCUAUGACAAUGGGGCAAUCUCCAUAAUCCUGGAGUAUAUGGAUGGGGGUUCUCUUGCAGAUUUCCUCAAGAAAGUUAAUAAGAUUCCGGAACCAUAUCUUGCUGCCAUUUGUAAGCAGGUCCUCAAAGGCUUGUGGUAUCUUCAUCAUGAAAAACAUAUUAUCCAUAGGGACUUGAAACCUUCAAAUCUGCUAAUAAACCACAGAGGUGAAGUCAAGAUCACUGACUUUGGUGUCAGUGCAAUACUGGCCAGCACAUCUGGUCUAGCUAAUACCUUUAUUGGCACGUACAACUACAUGUCUCCGGAGAGAAUCAUUGGAGGCAACUAUGGUUACAAAAGUGACAUCUGGAGCCUUGGAUUGGUUCUCCUGGAGUGUGCCGCAGGACAGUUUCCAUAUUCUGCACCACAGCCAGAGGGAUGGAUAAACGUCUAUGAGCUGAUGGAAACCAUUGUUGAUCAACCUGCACCUCGUGCACCUUCUGAUCUAUUUUCUCCGGAGUUCUGUUCAUUUAUUUCUGCUUGUGUGCAAAAGGAUCCGAAAGAUAGACUGUCUGCAAAUGAACUUAUGGCACAUCCUUUCAUCACUAAGUAUGAUGAUCUCGAUGUUGAUCUUGCAUUGUACUUUACCAGCGCAGGACCUUCACUGGCCACACUUUAAUCAAGGUAUAAGGACUGUUAAUACUAGUUAAUGGAAUUGUCAGCUGCAAAGCUUGCAGCAUGUUUCUGCCUUCUCGUCUCUGCUGCUAUCAGUACACGAGCAGGCUGUUGGAGCUGCUUCUGGAGUCUCCAAUUGUGCAUCAGAAGUUGUGCUGGUGUGGCAGUACUCGAGAAUUCCACUAUUACGCAAUUGGCACGGAAGGAACUUGUAUUUCAGAGAUCAAAUGUAGGACCCAAUUGGGAUCUUAUGUGGGUUGAUAUUUGCAUGUGUUAAGGCUCUUCAUGUUUUUUUGCUCUACCAUUGUAGGGAUGGUUUGAGUGGAACUUAUGCUUCCCACUGAAAUGUGCAACCAGUUUUAUAUUAUUGCAAGAUUACCAUUGCCAGCA